AUGGAGCGGGCCCUUCGGUCGGUGGCGCGUUCUCCUUGUCGGGACGUGGGGAGAGUGGCCAGGACAGAAGACAGGGCCUCGGUCCCUGCCACAUACCGAAAAGACUUCCGUGUGCGCUGCACUUCGAAGCGGGCCGUGACGGAAGUGCUAGAACUGUGCAGCAGCUUCGUGCAAAAGCUCGGGGACGCGCUGCCUGAGGAGAUUCGGGAGCCCGCGCUGCGAGAUGCGCAGUGGACUUUCGAAUCAGCUGUGCAAGAGAAUGUCAGCAUUAAUGGGCAAGCAUGGCAGGAAGCCUCAGACAGUUGCUUUAUGGAUUCUGAUAUCAAAGUCCUUGAAGACCAGUUUGAUGAAAUCAUAGUUGAUUUAGCCACAAAACGUAAGCAGUAUCCCAGAAAGAUCCUUGAAUAUGUCAUCAAAAUCAUAAAGGCACAACAAGAGAUUCUGAAGCAGUACCACCCUGUUGUACAUCUGUUGGACCUAAAAUAUGACCCUGAGCCAGCCCCUCGGUUGGAAAACUUGAGAUGCAGAGGAGAAACAGUAGCUAAGGAGAUCAGUGAAGCCAUGAAGUCCUUACCGGCAUUAAUUGAACAAGGAGAUGGGUUUUCCCAAGUGUUAAAGAUGCAGCCUGUUAUCCAGCUCCAGAGAGUCCACCAGGAAGUCUUUUCCAGUUGCUGUAGGAAACCAGGUGGUAAAGCUGAGAGCUUUAUAGCACAGAUAGAAGCCACACCAGCCGAGACUUCUACUAGGACGACUACUGACUUGGUACUGAGAAGAAAGCGAACUAAAGACUGCCCCCAGAGGAAGUGGUAUCCGUUGCAGCCAAAGAGAAUUAAUCUUGAUACAUAAGCCCUUUUUG
This is a messenger RNA of Budorcas taxicolor (takin), 856 nucleotides long. RefSeq names its product NSL1 component of MIS12 kinetochore complex (gene NSL1). The transcript has 6 exons. Gene Ontology annotation, cellular component: kinetochore; MIS12/MIND type complex. Gene Ontology annotation, biological process: mitotic sister chromatid segregation. The record is from RefSeq and is a predicted model, not a curated record. NCBI's taxonomy places the organism in Eukaryota, Metazoa, Chordata, Mammalia, Artiodactyla, Bovidae. The coding region runs from base 1 to 846 and encodes 281 amino acids.